AUGGAGGCCUACUCGGACGAUCCCAACGCCAGCCCCCUCACCAUCUCGCAUGACGACCCCCAGCCCCCGAAGAAGCGAUCCUACACCGGACGCAUUGUUCUCCUGUUUCUUGCUUUCAUCGGUCUGCUAGUUGCUCUGCGCAAUAUCCGGGGUCCCCGGCUGCCUCUUACGCGUGACGAGCGAGUCCACCGUAUCCUGUCCAAGACCCCGUUGAUCGAUGGCCACAAUGAUCUGCCUUGGCUCAUCCGGGCAAAAUUCCACAACCACAUCUACAACGAGGACUUCACACAGCCGUUUGAGAAGGGCAAUCUGACCGGUCACGUCGAUCUGCCGCGCCUGGCAGCCGGCCAGGUCGGCGGCAGCUUCUGGAGCGUGUUUGUGCCCUGCCCGCGCGACUGGGAGGACUUUUCCGACGCGACAUACACCGAGAGUGUGCGACAGACCAUUGAGCAGAUCGAUGUUGUCGCCCGGCUGCGUCAGGCGUACCCCGACACCUUCUCUGCGCCGCCCAACGGAACCACGGCGCUGCAGGCGUUCCAAGCGGGCCAGCUCAUCUCCCCGCUGGGCAUCGAAGGUCUACACUCGAUUGGCAACUCGCUCGCCUACCUGCGCAGCUUCUAUGAUCUGGGGGUCUCGUACGCGACGUUGACCCAUAACUGCCACAACCGCUUUGCCGACGCGGCCCUUGCAGAGGUUGCAUAUGGCGACCAUGGCGCCGUCGAGGUGGCCCGUCCGCGCUGGUACGGCGUCAGCGAGGCCGGCAAGUCGCUCGUCCGCGAGAUGAACCGCCUAGGCAUGAUCGUCGACCUGGCGCAUGUCAGUGCGGCGACCAUGCGGGACGUGCUGGGUGCUGGGAAAGACGACUGGCCGGGCAGCCGCGCGCCCAUCAUCUUCAGCCACAGCUCUGCCUUUGCCCUGUGCCCGCACCCGCGUAAUGUACCAGAUGACGUGCUGGACCUGGUCCGCGAGCGCGACUCGCUCGUCAUGGUCAACUUUGCCCCGGAGUUUAUCUCCUGCACGGCCUCUGACCGGGCGGAUGGACUGCCCGAUUUUUUCCCCGGAAACGCAACCCUCGCCCGCGUGGCCGACCACAUCGUUUACAUCGGCGAGCGCAUCGGGUUCGACCAUGUCGGCCUGGGCAGCGACUUUGACGGCAUCGCCUCCACGCCCGCGGGGCUCGAGGACGUGUCUCGCUACCCGGCGCUGAUCGGGGAACUGCUGGACCGCGGCGUCAGUGAUCGCGACGCAGCAAAGGUCGCGGGAGGAAAUGUGCUGCGCGUCUGGCGGGCGGUUGACCGGGUUGCCCUGCAAAUGCAGGCCGAGGGAGUCCCCGCGGAAGAUGAAUAA
Molecule: messenger RNA, 1347 nt
Organism: Penicilliopsis zonata CBS 506.65
Lineage: Eukaryota; Fungi; Ascomycota; Eurotiomycetes; Eurotiales; Aspergillaceae
Exons: 2
Coding region: 1-1347 (448 amino acids)
Biological process (GO): proteolysis
Molecular function (GO): metallodipeptidase activity
Source: RefSeq, a predicted model, not a curated record